Molecule: messenger RNA, 5505 nt
Organism: Gymnogyps californianus (California condor)
Lineage: Eukaryota; Metazoa; Chordata; Aves; Accipitriformes; Cathartidae
Gene: NEDD4L
Product: NEDD4 like E3 ubiquitin protein ligase
Exons: 31
Coding region: 7-2934 (975 amino acids)
Biological process (GO): ubiquitin-dependent protein catabolic process; regulation of dendrite morphogenesis
Molecular function (GO): sodium channel inhibitor activity; protein binding; ubiquitin protein ligase activity
Source: RefSeq, a predicted model, not a curated record
GGCUCCAUGGCGACCGCGGCGGUGGAGCCGGUCUACGGGCUCUCGGAGGACGAGGAGGAGUCUCGUAUCCUCAGGGUAAAGGUGGUUUCUGGCAUUGAUCUAGCGAAAAAAGACAUCUUUGGAGCCAGUGACCCAUAUGUGAAACUUUCGUUGUAUGUAGCGGAUGAGAACAGAGAACUUGCUCUUGUGCAGACAAAAACUAUUAAAAAGACACUGAAUCCAAAAUGGAAUGAAGAAUUUUAUUUUAGAGUAAACCCAACCAACCAUCGUCUCUUGUUUGAAGUGUUUGAUGAAAACAGAUUGACUAGAGACGACUUCCUGGGUCAGGUGGAUGUGCCACUUAGUCACCUUCCGACUGAAGACCCAACCAUGGAAAGGCCGUACACAUUUAAGGAUUUCCUUCUCAGACCAAGAAGCCACAAAUCUCGUGUAAAGGGUUUCUUGAGACUGAAGAUGGCUUAUAUGCCUAAAAAUGGUGGGCAAGAGGAAGAAAACAAUGAUCAAAGGGAUGAAUCUGAGCAUGGAUGGGAUGUGGUUGAUUCCAAUGACUCCACAUCUCAACGUCAGGAGGAGUUACCACCUCCUCCACUGCCUCCUGGAUGGGAAGAAAAGGUGGACAACCUGGGGCGGACUUACUACGUCAACCAUAACAACAGGACUACUCAGUGGCAUCGACCAAGUUUAAUUGAUGUGGGAUCUGAUUCAGAUAACAAUAUCAGACAAAUAAACCAAGAAGCAGCCCAUAGGCGAUUCCGCUCUCGGAGACACAUUAGUGAGGAUUUGGAACCAGAACCUAUGGAGACUGGAGACAUUCCUGAGCCUUGGGAAACGAUUUCAGAGGAGGCAAGUGCAAGUGGAGAUUCCUUAAGCUUGUCAUUGCCACCUCCUCCUGCAUCUCCAGUGUCCCGUACCAGUCCUCAGGAGCUAUCUGAGGAACUGAGCAGAAGACUUCAGGUCACUCCUGAUUCCAAUGGGGAACAACUCAGUUCUUUGAUUCAAAGAGAUCCUUCUUCAAGAUUAAGAUCUUGCAGUGUAACAGACGCGGUUGCUGAACAGUCUCAGCUAUCCUUGCAGAGUGGUCCAUCUAGGAGAGCUCGUUCUUCAACUGUCACAGGUGGUGAGGAACCAACGCCUUCAGUGGCCUAUGUUCAUACUACACCAGGCUUACCUUCAGGCUGGGAAGAAAGAAAGGAUGCAAAGGGCCGUACUUAUUAUGUCAAUCAUAACAAUCGAACCACAACAUGGACACGGCCCAUUAUGCAGCUCGCAGAAGAUGGCAUGGUUGGGUCAACAGCAAACAGCAGCAACCAUUUAAGUGAACCCCAGAUAAGACGGCCUCGUAGCCUCAGUUCACCCACAGUAACUUUAUCUGCUCCACUAGAGGGUAUCAAGGACUCCCCUGUGCGCAGAGCAGUGAAGGACACCCUUUCCAAUCCACAGUCUCCACAGCCCUCACCUUACAACUCUCCUAAACCACAACACAAAGUUGCACACAGCUUUCUUCCUCCUGGCUGGGAGAUGCGAAUAGCACCCAAUGGCAGGCCCUUCUUCAUUGAUCAUAAUACUAAAACUACUACGUGGGAGGAUCCACGACUGAAAUUUCCAGUGCAUUUGAGAUCAAAAGCAUCUUUGAACCCUAAUGAUUUGGGCCCUCUUCCUCCUGGUUGGGAGGAAAGAAUACAUUUGGAUGGAAGAACGUUUUAUAUAGACCAUAAUAAUAAAAUUACCCAGUGGGAAGACCCCAGACUGCAGAACCCGGCAAUUACUGGUCCAGCAGUUCCAUAUUCCAGGGAGUUCAAACAGAAAUAUGACUAUUUCCGGAAGAAGUUAAAGAAACCAGCUGAUAUACCGAACAGAUUUGAGAUGAAGCUACACAGAAAUAAUAUUUUUGAGGAGUCCUACAGAAGAAUCAUGUCUGUGAAAAGACCUGAUGUACUAAAAGCCAGGCUCUGGAUUGAAUUUGAGUCAGAAAAAGGACUUGACUAUGGAGGUGUGGCCAGAGAAUGGUUUUUUCUCUUGUCCAAGGAGAUGUUUAACCCUUAUUAUGGUCUCUUUGAAUAUUCAGCAACGGACAACUAUACACUUCAGAUAAAUCCUAAUUCAGGUCUUUGUAACGAAGAUCAUCUGUCAUAUUUCACAUUUAUUGGUCGGGUUGCUGGUCUGGCAGUAUAUCAUGGGAAGCUAUUGGAUGGCUUCUUCAUCAGACCUUUUUACAAGAUGAUGCUGGGGAAACCAAUAACUCUGAAAGACAUGGAGUCAGUGGACAGCGAAUACUACAACUCUUUGAAGUGGAUCCUGGAAAAUGACCCUACAGAGUUGGAUCUCAUGUUUUGCAUAGAUGAGGAAAACUUUGGACAGACAUAUCAAGUCGACCUGAAGCCAAAUGGGUCAGAAAUCAUGGUAACAAAUGAAAACAAAAGGGAAUACAUUGACCUGGUCAUCCAGUGGAGGUUUGUAAACAGAGUUCAAAAACAAAUGAAUGCUUUUUUGGAGGGAUUCACAGAACUUCUUCCUAUCGAUCUGAUUAAAAUUUUUGAUGAAAAUGAACUAGAGUUACUUAUGUGUGGCCUUGGCGACGUUGAUGUUAAUGACUGGAGACAACAUACAAUCUACAAAAAUGGUUACUGCCCAAAUCAUCCCGUUAUCCAGUGGUUCUGGAAGGCCGUUUUACUGAUGGAUGCUGAAAAACGGAUUCGAUUGCUGCAGUUUGUUACUGGGACGUCACGCGUGCCUAUGAAUGGAUUUGCUGAACUUUAUGGUUCAAAUGGUCCUCAGCUGUUUACAAUAGAGCAAUGGGGAAGUCCUGAUAAACUGCCCAGAGCUCACACAUGCUUUAAUCGCCUAGACUUACCUCUUUAUGAAUCUUUUGAAGAUUUGCGAGAGAAGCUCCUUAUGGCAGUCGAAAAUGCUCAAGGAUUUGAAGGAGUGGAUUAAAACGUCAGCUCUUUUUUCCCCCCCCUUCAAGCAAGUUCUGCUUGCACUUUUGCAUUUGCCUAACGGACUCCGAGUGACUAUGGCAGAACAGUUGCACAGCGUUGGUUCAUGGAGCAAACCCUUCGACAGUGCAGUUGCCUGAAUCCGGACGUUUGAACUGUAAUCUGUGGGUGGCUUUUCUGACGUUUCCACAGCAGAUUACCCACUGCUUAACAUGAACUCUGAUCACAUUUCAGCAGGACUUACUCUAUUUAUGUUGUGCCUCUGUAGGCAAAGCCCUUAAUAAAUAUUUUACAUAAUUUCUAAUGACAAUGAAUGGAAUUAAUCAUUUUACAGGUAUAGUAUUACAACUCAUGUUUACUUUUUAAUUGAUUUAGACAUUUUCAGAUUUUAUUUCAUUACAACUAAAUAUCAUAUACUUGGAAAAAUGAGCAUUUUUCUUAAUUUCAUACCAGACUUGAUGCCAGUGUCAUUUUUUCAAAGCACAUUUUCAGCCUUGUGUUCCCAAACCAUAAAGGAAGUAGGAGAAAGCUAUGUUGGAAAUUUUCUCUACGUGGGCUAUAUAUCGAGAGCAAUUCUUUUCACUGAGCACAUAAAUAUUUUUCUGUAUCCAGAAGUAUGGACUGGAUGUUGCAUUUUUGUAUAAAUAUUAGAAUAGUUCCAAGUCAAGGGAGAAUCAUAACAUAGCAUGCCAAAUCUCAUGUUCAAUAAAGAAAUUGCCUCAUUAUUGGUAAUAUUUACAUGUACUAUAAAGCAUUUUGGGGUAGGGUUGGCAUUAAUCAUUUUAGGAACAUAUGCUUAACCCUGUCAUUAUCUUUGUAUAGUGAUUCUUUUAUUAUCCUUUCCUCUUUACUGUUUGCAAUGGAGGCAUUUUGAAUGAAACCUGGAACUAUGUCAUUUGGCACUAUGGAAAACAGAUCUGUUUUGUCUCCUAUUUGUAUGCAUUUGCUAAUGAUAUCUAAAUAACAAUGGGUUUUUUGUUUGUUUCUAACUGCACCAACUCUAAAGGCACUUUAUGUAACACAUGGAAGUCAUAUCUGUUUUUUAUCAUAAACAUUAAUGUGAUUAUAUUCCUUCUCACUGCACAUGUCUUUCUGGUGCAAUAUCUAUCAAUUGUGAAUUUGGCUGCUGCUGAUGUAUAAAAGAAAAAAAAAAAAACCAGAUGUAGAGCUGAGCCUGCAGACAUGUUCCUCAGCAAUUGUUUUUGUGAUUUAUUUUUUACUUAAUCACAAAGAUUUAUUUAAUAUACACUGCUAUCUAAUCAAUUUUGUUACCUAUGACAUGUUGCAUGCUUAAACUAUAAUGUCUGAGUUGCAUCACUUUUGUGACAGAUUAAAAGUGAAAGAUUUGUAUUUGAUCUACUGAAGUUAAAUGGUUAAAAUACUACUAGAGUAGGUUUGAGGGUGUGGCUUCGGCAAUUUAACAUUCAGUUUUGUAAGUUUUGCCCACAUACUUACCUAUAGAUAGGCUUUUUUCCCCCAAGAGCCCAUUUAAUGCUUAUGAAGCAAGAUGACACCGCAUGCCAAAACAAAAUUUCACCUCAUUGCCAACAGCUUUUUUAGCCCUGCCCUUACCCCGUCCCCAGCACCCACUGGCAAGUACAAUCUGUGUCUGAGAAUGAGCAGCCAUACCACAGCAACUUUAAUAUAGUAAUACUUCAGCUGAAAAGACGACUAGAAAGAAGCCUUAAUGCUAGUAACAUUCAGCAAACGGUUGCCUGCUAGCAAAAAGUUUGAAGAGCUAAUAGAUGCACGAGGAAGGUUAUUUUAUUAUUUGAGCACAGGUUAAGAUUCAUUUUCUAUUAAUAUGUUUCCUGACAUUCCUUUCUGACCUUUUACAUUUAAUGAGUGAGCAGGAACAUGAGAAAGCAGGCUGCAUCCGAGUAGAUAAACUCUGUACUGAUCAUUUAGCUGUGGGAAGGUGGAGAGAAUGUGGUAAAUCCAGGUAUUUCCACUGACCUUCUGUAUGUUAAGCACAGCUGGUUGAUAACAUUGAGGGAAGUGUCAUAAUCCAAAAUGUGUUUUCUUUCUGUCUUAACUGGAAGAUUUUUAGUGUGGUUGGAGGCUCUGUUCAUGUCCAAUGCCAUCUAUCAGAACCUUAAGAACUCCUGAGACUUUUUUGGUUGUGGAACUGAAAUGUAAUCUCAUGUGUAGAUGAGGCUGUGACCCAGGAGUAGCGCAGCUGAGGUAGAACCAGAAGUCAGGUUGUGUUUAAGAAUUUUGUGAUCUUGCUUUGGUCCCUUCCCUCCCCUCACCUUCUGAAACAGGUUUACUAAUUUCAGCUAUCUAGAAUUACAUACUGAUAUUCAACAAGAAGGGCAAUUUUUGUUGUUGGGAUUUGUUUGGGUUUUUUGGUUGUUUUGGUUUUUUUUUUUAAAGAAAAUUUAGAAUUACUUAGCUUUAUCUUUUCAGAUCCACUUACCUCACAAACUGACAGACACUCCAAAAGCAUUCACUAGGUAUUAGUGAGGCGAAUUCCACUGUAUGAAUUGUAAUUAAUGUGCAUUUGGACUGUUGUGGUUUAUUUGAGAGCAGGGGUUUUCAUAUUUAGGAAACAGUCCGACAUUUAAAG